CUCUUAGAGAAGAAAUAAGGAAGGAGUUGAUCUUGUAAGGUGAUGGUCUAACAACUGGAAUAUCCUCUUAUCUCAAUUUAAAAAAAAAAAAAAAAAAAAAAAUGAAAGAUGAAAUUGCUGCCACAGUUGUCUUCAUCACAAGGUUGGUGAAAAAACAAGACAAACUGAGCAAGCAUACAACUGAGAAAUUUGCUGCUAAGUUGACGACAAUCCUGUUUGAAAAGUAUAAGAACCACUGGUACCUAGACAACCCAUCUAAAGGACAAGCCUUCAGGUGUAUAAGGAUAAACCAACACCAGUCGAGAGAUCCCAUCCUGGAACAGGCUUGUGCUGAGAGCAAUGUGGACUUUGAGAAGCUCUGUUUGCCACCAGAAAUGACCAUAUGGGUUGAUCCAUUUGAUGUGUGCUGCAGGUAUGGUGAGAAAAAUUUGCCUUUCACAAUUGCUCACUUUGAAGGAGAGGAGGACCGAGAACUCUCCCAGCGCAUCAGCCAGGCUGUUGAUCGAGCAACACCAGAAUAUCUUUCUGGUGCCUCCUCAGAUGAGGAGGGCUAUCGCAAGGAGCCCAAAGCCAUCCCUAUGGUCAGCAAUCCAAACAGUGUCUACCAGUUCAGUGACUACUGCAAGCUACCCAUGCAGUCAUGGUCCCAGUAUCUCCGUAGGAAGACCUAUGUGACUGACAGCCUUCAUCUGGCAAGUGCUUGCUUCCCCCAACACAAGGGCUACAAAGUCUACAAGCCAAUGGCUGCCUUCACUGGACCGCGUGUGGAUCGGUAUCACUGGGUCAACACCAAGCGAUAAGGCAAUUGCUGCAACGCUCGUGGGCCAUAAUGGACUGGGCUGUGUAUGGGAGGAAACCUGUACGAACCAAAAAGCACUCAACUUUCUUUAUCUUCUCCUGUCUCUCUUUUAUACUUCUCCUUUUUUUUUUUUUUUAUAUUCCUGAGACUUCAAGAUUUUUAUAAUUAAGCUAAGCUUUUAAUGUAUUUUUUAUAAUGUCAAGAGAUUCUGAAAACUAACUUGCAAAACUCUAUUUGUAACUUUAAAAAGGAAAUGCUAAUACCAAUAAAUAAACUUAGCUGUGCUUUUAGAAAGUGUUGUCUGACUUGCCACCAAGUGUCUAAAGGAUGAAAGCCAAAAAAAAAAGCAAGUGCCAGCAGCUCUCAGUUGGAGCAUGCUAACACAUCUCCUGUGUUAUAUUAAAGGCAACCUAGAGGAACUUUGUAGGCUAGAGAUGGGCACUGACUUUCUUUUCUUCCGGCAGGGCAAAGUGGAUGCAGCUGUCUAAUGCUCAUUCACAUACCCAGAGCCAAAUAAACUUUGUA
Messenger RNA from Alligator sinensis (Chinese alligator), 1324 nucleotides. RefSeq names its product BTG anti-proliferation factor 4 (gene BTG4). Bases 102 to 800 code for a protein of 232 amino acids. The record is from RefSeq and is a predicted model, not a curated record. Gene Ontology annotation, cellular component: nucleus; cytoplasm. The transcript has 5 exons. NCBI's taxonomy places the organism in Eukaryota, Metazoa, Chordata, Crocodylia, Alligatoridae. Gene Ontology annotation, biological process: negative regulation of mitotic cell cycle; negative regulation of cell population proliferation.